AUGACAGCUCAAAUCCUCACAAAUGUAACUCGUCGAAAAACAGGCACAAUAGCCUACCUCACGAUCUCCCGCCCAAACAAACUAAACGCCCUAAACACACCUCUCCUCGAACAAAUACCCAAAACCUUACAAUCCCUGACAUCCCAAAAUAAUGAUCUCCUUGGCAUAGUCCUCACUGGCGCAGGCGAUAAGGCUUUCGUUGGUGGAGCAGAUAUAGCUGAGAUGGCAGCACUGGAAUCACCUUCUUCUGCUCGAACAUUCAUCUCGAAGGUUCAUGGAGCGUGCAAUAGUCUGCGACAGUGUCCUGUACCAGUUAUUGGGAGGGUGAAUGGGUAUGCGCUUGGUGCGGGUUUGGAGUUGGCUGCGUCUUGUGAUUUCAGGGUUGCGGGAUUGAAUGCUGUUUUUGGGAUGCCUGAGGUCAAGAUAGGAAUUCCCAGUGUUGUGGAGGCAGCUCUUCUCCCUGGAUUGAUCGGUUGGGGCCGUACGCGACAGCUUCUGAUGCUCGGAGAGAAUGUUGAUGCUCAGGAGGCUUUGAGCUGGGGUCUUAUUGAGAAGGUAACCAAGCCUGAAGACUUGGAUGAGGCUGUCGAAAUCUGGCUGUCACAAUUAGAAAAGAAUGGACCCCUUGCUGUGAGACGACAGAAGGCUCUCAUGCGAACAUGGGAGAAUGUAUCGAUGGAUGAAGCAAUUCGAGCAGGAGUUGCUGCAUUCGAGGAAGCUUUUAUUGCAGAGAAUGGCGAGAGGACUGAGCCUUCAAGAAUGAUGGAGGCCUUCUUCCAGUCCAAGAAAAGCAAAUAUUAA
This is a messenger RNA of Penicillium malachiteum, 801 nucleotides long. RefSeq lists its product as uncharacterized. Gene Ontology annotation, cellular component: mitochondrion. Gene Ontology annotation, molecular function: enoyl-CoA hydratase activity. Gene Ontology annotation, biological process: fatty acid beta-oxidation. The record is from RefSeq and is a predicted model, not a curated record. The transcript has 2 exons. Bases 1 to 801 code for a protein of 266 amino acids. NCBI's taxonomy places the organism in Eukaryota, Fungi, Ascomycota, Eurotiomycetes, Eurotiales, Aspergillaceae.